Molecule: messenger RNA, 999 nt
Organism: Suillus plorans
Lineage: Eukaryota; Fungi; Basidiomycota; Agaricomycetes; Boletales; Suillaceae
Exons: 2
Coding region: 1-999 (332 amino acids)
Source: RefSeq, a predicted model, not a curated record
AUGACAUUCUCAACAGCGCCUGCUCUAUUAUUUGGUCUGGGCGUACGCAUUGCUCUCAACAAGUUCUCGAGCACUGCUGAUGCCAGUGCUGACGAGGCUGUCAUCAGCGAUGUCAUCCUUCUCGGCGUCGUCCAAGGCGUCGCACUAUAUUAUACUUUAAUGGAAUAUUCUGAUCUCGCGUUCGUCGUUGCAUUCGGCAUCGCUGUCAAACUCGUCAUCGAGUUUAUGAUGCUCCAGGACGUCUCCAGGUGCGCGACCACCUUGCUCGGUGUCGCCCUUGGUGUCCUAGUCACCGACAUCCUAUCGCAACUCAUCGAGGACGGAUACUUUUAUGACUUUCACGGAGACUCUAUUCACGACAAAGAGAGCACAUAUACCUCAAAACGAAAGCGUCUCGUCAAAUUCCAGUCUAGCACCGAGUACCAAGUGAUACCCCCCAGUCGACCACCGCGCUCCCGCAAAACCGAACCAAGUCAGCGAUGGCGCGCGCCACCUUCGCUGACAUCCACUUCUAGCAUCGAUCCCAACCACACCAUGAGCCCGCCUGAACGGGAGUUGGCGAUGCUACGCGCAAAGGCGUCGUUAGCGGAUAGUGAGCGGAGGCGGUUCAAGGAGGAAAAGAAGUGGGCUGAGUCGCAGGGGAACUUUGCGCGGGUAUCUCAGAUGAGUUGGCAGGUGAAACGGUACACUGCUCUCACGCAGAGUUUCACUCGGGAAGCGGAUGCGAAAUUCCUUGAAGGUGAGACACAUCCAUCCACCUUUUCGAUUGCAUUGACUGCGAUGAAACAACAGCUGCAGCUGCAGCCUGACGCUGUUGCCGCGAUUGCUCCACAACCCUCAAACAGACAUCAGGUCGAUCGGCAUACAAAUCACUCUCGACAAACAGCCCAGGAGGUUGUGAUUGAUAGGCAAUCCACGGUUACAGUAGAUGUUCCAAGGAGGCAUCGGAGGCAAAGUUCUGGGACCUUGAAGUCCGCAAUGCGUCUUCAAGUACGAUAA